CAGAUGAAUGAGUGCUGAGAGGGCUCAGCAAACUGCACCUAUUGCUCUGCCCCAAGUCAUACUGCUGACUCCUGUGCUUUUGAGCGGUGUAACACUGCAGCUGCCCAGCUGGGGGAGACACUUGAGCGGUACUAAAGUGUCAUUGUGUGAGCAGGAUGGUGCAGGUGGAGGUUCCCAUUCCAUUGAUAGCAAACUCUUAGCGGUACCUGAUGGGACAGGUGAGUGGGUUGAGCCGACUGAGUUUCAGGUUUUGAGUGGAAAUGGAACUGAGUGUUCUGAGUUUGACAUCUACGCCUGGAUGCCCAAUGGUCCUUCCACCAUGAGGAAGCCUCCCCCCACCACUAAGGGCACCACCACCUACCAGAGGAUCCUGGAGACGUUACCAGUCAUAAACACCACCGCUACAGCCAUGGUGGCUGUCAGCCUCCUCAGUAAGGAGCCACAUGAUCGGAACCCAUUGGGAAAAUACAGAAACAAUCAGUUUGUUGAAGACGUGCCAAAGAAAUGCAUUGAGCGAUUCAGGGAAAAGUUAUCUGAGAUUUCCCAGCAAAUCAAACAAAGGAACAAGACCAAGAGGCUGACGUACCAUUACCUGGAUCCGGAGGAAAUCGAGUGCAGCGUCUCCAUUUAGUGAGACCCCCGAGGAGUCUCUUUGCACUUCCUGCAUUUUCUUUUCUGCUUUUCUACUGAGUAAUAAAUAAACAUGUGGCAAGUGGG
Molecule: messenger RNA, 717 nt
Organism: Xenopus tropicalis (tropical clawed frog)
Lineage: Eukaryota; Metazoa; Chordata; Amphibia; Anura; Pipidae
Product: hydroperoxide isomerase ALOXE3-like
Exons: 3
Coding region: 8-631 (207 amino acids)
Biological process (GO): lipid oxidation
Cellular component (GO): cytoplasm
Molecular function (GO): metal ion binding; oxidoreductase activity, acting on single donors with incorporation of molecular oxygen, incorporation of two atoms of oxygen; oxidoreductase activity
Source: RefSeq, a predicted model, not a curated record